Molecule: messenger RNA, 1302 nt
Organism: Trichobilharzia regenti
Lineage: Eukaryota; Metazoa; Platyhelminthes; Trematoda; Strigeidida; Schistosomatidae
Source: the annotation of a GenBank genome assembly
AUGAAGAACUGUUCUGUGAAACCAGUCUCAGUUGUACUGGGUGCACAGUGGGGUGAUGAAGGAAAAGGAAAGUUAGUAGAUUACUUAUGUGAAUCUGCUACUGUGGCAUGCAGAUGUCAAGGCGGAAAUAAUGCAGGUCAUACUGUAGUUGCUGGCGGAAAGGAAUACUUCUUUCACCUUUUACCCAGUGGUAUAGCGAACCCCAAUGUUUUGGCUAUUGUUGGUAACGGCGUCGUUGUUAAUUUGCAAGGCCUUUUCCAAGAAAUUGAAGAGGCUAGUACAAAAGGCUUGCCAGACGUGGCUUCUCGUCUACGUAUAUCUGACAGAUGCCACUUAGUAUUUGAUAUACAUCUGGAGGCGGAUCGUAUGGAGGAGGAAUUAAGAGGGGCCAAUCUUAUUGGUACUACAAAGAAGGGAAUCGGUCCAGCAUAUUCUUCAAAGAUUACUCGUAAUGGCUUGCGUGUUGGCGAUUUAAUUGGAGAUUGGGAUCGUUUUACAGCAAAAUACAAAGAGCUUGUUGCUUAUUUUAAAAGACGUUACUGUAGUCUUGAUGUCAAUGUCGAAGAAUCAUUAGAGCAACUGAAGACUUAUCGCCAAAAGUUAUCAGGAAUGGUGUGUGAUACUGUGUCUCUAAUUAACAAGCUUGCAACCACUCAAGAAGCCAACAUCGUAGUAGAAGGUGCCCAGUCGUGCAUGCUAGACAUUGACUUUGGCACAUAUCCGCAUGUUACUUCGUCGAAUUGUAGUAUUGGAGGUGUGUGCACCGGCUUAGGACUUCCUCCUUCUCGCAUUGGUCCGGUCUAUGGUGUUAUUAAAGCAUAUACAACUCGCGUCGGCUCUGGUGCGUUUCCUACAGAGUUACUGGAUGGUAUUGGUGAAUCCAUUCAAAAGAAGGGCCAUGAAUGGGGUGUAACAACUAAGCGGAUGCGUCGUAUUGGUUGGUUGGAUAUAGUGGUUGUACGAUAUGCCCACAUGAUUAACGAUUUUACUGCAUUGGCUUUAACUAAACUGGACGUUUUGGAUGAUUUAGAAGAGGUGAAAAUUGGUCGUGCAUAUAUUGAUCCUGAAAGUGGAAAAGAGCUAAGCGAAUUUCCAUCUGAUUCAGCAGUUCUUAAUCGUGUUGUUGUAGUGUAUGAAACUCUUCCUGGUUGGAAAACAUCUACACAUGAUUGUCGGAAUUAUGAUGAACUACCAACAGCGGCCAGAGUAUUCAUUGAAACAGUUGAAAAGUUGAUUAAUAUACCUAUACGAUGGAUUGGAACAGGUGCUUCUCGGGACGCAACUAUCAUUCGAUCUGUUUAA